This is a messenger RNA of Pipistrellus nathusii (Nathusius's pipistrelle), 5025 nucleotides long. The record is from the annotation of a GenBank genome assembly. NCBI's taxonomy places the organism in Eukaryota, Metazoa, Chordata, Mammalia, Chiroptera, Vespertilionidae.
AUGUCGGCCAGGGCCGCGGCCGCCAAGAGCACAGCCAUGGAGGAGACGGCCAUCUGGGAACAGCACACGGUGACGCUUCACAGGGCUCCGGGAUUCGGAUUUGGAAUUGCCAUCUCGGGAGGGAGAGACAACCCCCACUUUCAGAGCGGGGAGACCUCGAUCGUCAUUUCGGACGUGCUGAAGGGAGGGCCCGCCGAAGGGCAGCUGCAGGAAAAUGACCGUGUUGCCAUGGUUAAUGGAGUGUCCAUGGAUAAUGUUGAACAUGCUUUUGCUGUUCAGCAGCUAAGGAAAAGUGGGAAGAAUGCAAAAAUUACCAUUCGCAGGAAGAAGAAAGUCCAGAUUCCUGUGAGUCGUCCCGACCCGGAGCCCGUGUCUGAGAACGAGGCGGACAGUUACGACGAGGACGUGCCUGACCACAGAGGGGGCCGUGGGGGCACGGCCAGCAGGCGGAGUGAGAAGAGCUGGGCGCGGGACAGGAGCGCCAGCCGGGAGAGGAGUCUGUCCCCGCGGUCCGACAGGCGAUCGGUGGCCUCCAGCCAGCCUGCCCGACCCACCAAAGUCACAUUGGUCAAGUCACGGAAAAAUGAAGAAUAUGGUCUCCGACUGGCCAGCCACAUAUUUGUGAAGGAAAUUUCACAAGAUAGCUUGGCAGCGAGAGAUGGCAAUAUUCAAGAAGGCGAUGUUGUCUUAAAGAUCAAUGGGACCGUGACGGAAAACAUGUCCCUGACGGACGCCAAGACGCUGAUCGAGCGGUCCAAGGGCAAGCUGAAGAUGGUGGUGCAGAGGGACGAGCGGGCCACGCUGCUGAACGUGCCCGACCUCUCGGACAGCAUCCACUCGGCCAACGCCUCAGAGCAGGAUGACAUUUCAGAAAUUCAUUCACUGGCAUCGGACCAUUCUGGUCGAUCACAUGACAGGGCUCCCCGCCACAGCCGGUCGCGAUCUCCUGACCAGCGGUCAGAGCCUUCUGACCAUUCCAGACAUUCGCCACCGCAGCCCAGCAGCGGCAGUCACCGGAGCAGGGAGGAGGAGAGAGUGUCCAAACCGGGGACGGUCUCGCCGCCCGUGAAGCAUUCGGAGGAUCGCGCCCCGAAGGCAGUGGAAGAGGUCGCAGGGGAGAGAAAUGAGAAGGCAGCGGCCGCUCUUCCAGAACCAAAGCCUGUGUAUGCUCAGGUGGGCCAGCCGGAUGUGGAUUUACCUGUCAGCCCGUCGGAUGGUGUCCUGCCCAAUUCCACGCAUGAAGAUGGCAUCCUCCGGCCCAGCAUGAAACUGGUGAAAUUCAGAAAAGGAGACAGCGUGGGUUUGCGACUGGCUGGUGGCAAUGAUGUUGGAAUAUUUGUCGCUGGCGUUCUAGAAGAUAGCCCUGCAGCCAAAGAAGGCCUGGAAGAGGGCGAUCAGAUUCUCAGGGUCAACAACGUGGACUUCACCAACAUCAUCCGCGAGGAGGCCGUGCUCUUCCUGCUCGACCUGCCCCGGGGGGAGGAGGUGACCAUCCUGGCGCAGCAGAAGAAGGACGUUUACCGCCGCAUCGUAGAGUCAGAUGUGGGAGAUUCUUUCUAUAUCAGAACCCACUUUGAAUACGAGAAGGAGUCUCCGUAUGGACUCAGUUUCAACAAAGGAGAGGUGUUCCGGGUCGUGGAUACCUUGUACAACGGGAAACUGGGCUCCUGGCUCGCUAUUCGAAUUGGCAAAAAUCACAAGGAGGUGGAACGAGGCAUCAUCCCCAAUAAGAACAGGGCUGAGCAGUUGGCCAGUGUGCAGUACACGCUCCCUAAGACAGCAGGAGGGGACCGGGCCGACUUCUGGAGGUUCCGGGGCCUCCGCAGCUCCAAGAGGAAUCUCCGCAAGAGUCGGGAGGACUUGUCGGCCCAGCCGGUGCAGACCAAGUUCCCAGCCUACGAGCGAGUGGUCCUCCGGGAAGCCGGGUUCCUGCGGCCCGUCACCGUCUUCGGACCAAUCGCCGAUGUGGCCAGAGAGAAGCUGGCGAGAGAGGAACCCGAUGUUUACCAGAUCGCAAAAAGCGAACCUCGGGACGCGGGGACUGACCAGCGCAGCUCCGGCAUCAUCCGCCUGCACACGAUAAAGCAGAUAAUAGACCAGGACAAACAUGCUUUAUUAGAUGUCACACCAAAUGCGGUCGAUCGCCUGAACUACGCCCAGUGGUACCCGAUCGUGGUCUUCCUUAACCCCGACUCUAAGCAAGGCGUGAAAACCAUGAGGAUGCGCUUAUGCCCAGAAUCUCGGAAAAGUGCCCGGAAGCUCUACGAGCGGUCCCAUAAACUGCGAAAAAACAACCACCAUCUUUUUACCACCACAAUUAACUUGAAUUCAAUGAACGACGGCUGGUACGGUGCGCUGAAGGAAGCCAUUCAGCAGCAGCAGAACCAGCUGGUUUGGGUCUCAGAGGGAAAGGCGGAUGGUGCUACCAGUGACGACCUUGACUUGCAUGACGAUCGCCUGUCCUACCUGUCAGCCCCAGGUAGCGAGUACUCAAUGUAUAGCACGGACAGUAGACACACUUCUGACUAUGAAGACACAGACACAGAAGGCGGGGCCUACACUGAUCAAGAACUAGAUGAGACUCUUAAUGACGAGGUGGGGACCCCCCCAGAGUCCGCCAUUACCCGGUCCUCUGAGCCCGUAAGAGAGGACUCCUCCGGGAUGCAUCACGAGAACCAGGCAUUUCCUCCUUACUCACCACAAGCGCAGCCUCAGCCCGUCCAUAGAAUAGACUCCCCCGGAUUUAAAACAGCCUCUCAACAGGUGUACCGGAAGGACCCCUACCCCGAGGACGUGAUCCGGCAGAAUCACGUGGUGAAGCAGCCAGCUGGGGGGCACCCCGCGCUGAGGCCCGACAGGGACCCCAAACCCAGCUACGAGCCCCAUGCCCCGUAUGUGGAGAAGCAAGCCGGCAGGGACCUGGAGCAGCCCGCGUACAGAUACGACCCCGCGGGCUACGCAGACCAGUUCUCGCGGCCCGGGGACCACCGCCUGCGCUACGAGGAGCGCAUCCCCGCCUACGAGGAGCACUGGUCCUACUACGAGGACAAGCAGCCCUACCAGCCGCGGCCCGCUGACACGCAGCACCCCCGGGACCUGGACCCCAGGCAGCACCCCGAAGAGCCCUCGGAGCGGGGCUACUUCCCGAGGUUCGAGGAGCCAGCCCCUCUGCCCUACGACGGCAGGCCCCGCUACGACCAGCCGCCCCGGACCUCCGCCCUGCGGCACGAGGAGCCCCCGGCUCCCGGGUGUGAGGUGCACGGCAGGUACAGGCCCGAGGCGCCGCCCCCCGCGGGCCCCCAGGCCCCGGAGCCCAAGCAGUGUUACGAGCAGUACCCACGGGGCUACGAGCAAGUCCCCGCACAAGGCUUUACCUCAAAGGCAGGCCGCUACGAGCCGCUCCACGGUGCUGCGCUGGUGCCUCCGCUCGCGCCUGCCUCUCAGCACAAGCCGGACGUGCCGCCGCCCAGCACCAAGCCCCUGCCGCCGCCCCCGGCCCCCGCCGAGGAGGAGGACCCGGCCAUGAAGCCCCAGUCCGUGCUCACCAGGGUGAAGAUGUUUGAGAACAAGAGGUCUGCGUCCUUGGACAACAAGAAGGAUGAGAACCACACCGGCUUUAAGCCUCCAGAGGCAGCGUCCAAACCACCAGGGCCUCCCGUCGUCGGACCUAAAGCCACUCUUCAGAGUCAGUUCAGCGAACACGACAAGACCCUGUACAGGAUCCCAGAACCGCAGAAGCCUCAGCCGAAGCCCCCGGAAGACAUUGUCCGGUCCAACCACUACGACGCCGAGGAGGAUGAAGAGUACUACCGGAAACAGCUCUCCUGCUUCGACCGGAGGCGUUCUGACAAGCCUGCUGCACACAUCCCCACGGGCCACCUCCCGGAGCCGGCCAAGCCCGCUCACCCCCAGCACCCGCCAGGCCUUUCUGGUUAUUCCGCCAAGAGCAAGUCCGUUGACGCUGAUGCCUUCGGCGACAGACGCUAUGACCCCGUCCAGCCCACGCCACCCCCACCCCCGCUGCCCGCCCAGUACUCGCAGCCUCCGCAGCCCAGCUCCAGCUCCAUGCUCCACGCCCACGCUAAAGGAACCCACGGGGAAGGUAACUCGGUGUCAUUGGAUUUUCAGAAUUCUUUAGUGUCCAAACCAGAACCUCCUCCAUCUCAGAACAAGCCAGUCGCUUUCAGAACGAUGAGCCGCGAGGACCCUGCUCAGCCUGCCUUCUACCCCCAGAAAAGCUUCCCGGAUAAGGCGCCCGUGAACGGCACCGAACAGCCUCAGAAAACGGUCGCCCCGACCUACAACCGCUUCACCCCCAAGCCCUACACCAGCUCCGCGCGGCCAUUUGAGCGCAAGUUUGAAAGCCCGAAGUUCAGCCACAACCUUCUGCCGAGUGAAACUGCUCACAAGCCUGACUUGUCUUUGAAAGUCCCGACCUCUCCCAAGACCCUGGUGAAGGCCCAGCCUCCCGAGUUUGACAGCGGAGUGGAGACCUUCUCCAUCCACGCCGAGAAGCCCCGGUACCACGUGAACAGCGUCAGCACCGGACCCAGAGCCGCUCCCGGGAGCCCGUCGGCAGUGGAGGAGGACAAUGACGAGGAUGGCCACACCGUGGUGGCCACGGCCCGGGGCGUGUUCAGCAGCAACGGCGGGGUGCUGAGCUCCAUCGAGACGGGCGUCAGCAUCAUCAUCCCCCAGGGAGCCAUCCCAGAGGGCGUGGAGCAGGAAAUCUACUUCAAGGUCUGCCGUGAUAACAGCAUCCUCCCGCCCCUCGACAAGGAGAAAGGUGAGACCCUGCUGAGCCCGCUGGUGAUGUGUGGGCCCCAUGGCCUCAAGUUCCUGAAGCCCGUGGAGCUGCGCCUGCCACACUGUGCGUCCAUGACUCCUGACGGUUGGUCUUUUGCUCUAAAAUCAUCCGACUCCUCGUCGGGUGACCCUAAGACCUGGCAAAACAAGUGUCUUCCUGGAGAUCCCAACUACCUGGUGGGAGCCAACUGCGUGUCUGUCCUGAUCGACCACUUCUGA